UAUGGCGAUCUGUCAAUACUUCUUGGAGGGCCGGUGCCGUUACGGAGAUAAAUGUUGGAAUGAACACACGAGAGGUGGUGGAGGGGGUGGUAGAUACCACACGCAGACCCGACACCAGCAGCCACCCUCUUCAGGUGGCUCUCAUAUUUGGAAAAAUGCGCCUACAAAACAGGCUCCCGGUUUCCAAAAAUCCACAACAUGGAGCAGUAAGGACAAUAACAGGGGUGGAUUUGGAUCAUUUUCCGGCUCGGACAAUAGCGGGAACAGAAACUUUACUGGAUCUUCGGGAUUCCAAUCUACCCAGAAUCGUUUUUCCGCCUUAGGCAAUCAAGGUCAUAGCAAGGAUUCUCAGGCAGACCAAGACGGCAACCUAAUAGAUGACAUUAAAAAUGACAUGGUGGUGUGGGAAUCUACAGGACAGUGGCAGCUCUCUGUUUAUGCGCCACAAAGGGAGAAACAUAAUAUCUCCGGAUUUUCAGACGUCUCACCAGAAGAGCUACGCGUUGAAUACUACAUGUCCAAGGCCAAUGGCAAUGCUGCAGGCUAUAUAAAUACAGUCCAGCAGAUGGUGAACCAGUGGAAACAGAGACUUCUUCAACUCAAAAACCUAAACCCAAUGUCUAGAGAUGCCUUGCUGCGUGAACUGACUUCUGCAUCUUCUAGUAACACACCUGCAACAUUUGGAGCAGCCCAGCAAUCUACCUUUGCGCCUUCCAAUGCGUCAUCCAGCAGCGCAGCCCUUGCCUCGUUCAGCUUUAAAUCGGAUUCUACCUUUGCCCAAAACGUGAAUGCUCCAUCUUCAGGGACUGGUUUUACUUUUUCAGGGGCUUCAGGGUUUGGUAGUAAACCCAGCAGUACUGCUGCGGCUGGCAGCAUGGGGACGGCAUCCGCGGCGGCAGCAGCUGCUACAUUUUCAUUUGCAAGGACAACUGCGCCAACCAUUGGAACAUCUGGGUUUGGUGUGCCAUCUGUCGCACCUAGCUUUGGGAUGCCUUCUACCACACACACGGUUCCUGCUUUUGGUGCAGGCUCCCCACGUGUUUCGGGAUUUGGGGGAGGUGAUGGUACUUUUGCCAGUCCUGCUUUUGGGGGAGGUCAUAAUACCACAGCGGCUACCGGUUUCAGUGGUGUUGCAAGCACAGCCUCUUCAGUUGCUGGCCUUUUUAAAUCUGCCACCGCAGGUCCUACUUUUACGACCUCGAUAUUUGGGCAGCCACCAGCGCUUCCUGUCGGUGGUACUGCAACUAACACACCACCUGCAGCUUCUGCAUCUGACGGCAGCACACUGGAUCCUUUAUUUACCCCUCGGAGUGAGCUUUCUCCCGAAGACCUCCUGCAAUUUACGGCAAAGAAGUUUACUUUAGGAAAGAUUCCUUUGGAACCACCACCAGCUGAUCUGGUUAAUUGGUACAAGACUCCUUGAAAGUCGGCUUAUUUUAUUUUUGUAUUGUUGAUUGAAAACUUUCUUUAAUGCUUACUAAAGCUGAACACUUUUAACAA
Molecule: messenger RNA, 1500 nt
Organism: Spea bombifrons (plains spadefoot toad)
Lineage: Eukaryota; Metazoa; Chordata; Amphibia; Anura; Pelobatidae
Gene: NUP42
Product: nucleoporin 42
Exons: 7
Coding region: 2-1423 (473 amino acids)
Cellular component (GO): nuclear envelope
Molecular function (GO): metal ion binding; nuclear export signal receptor activity
Source: RefSeq, a predicted model, not a curated record